Molecule: messenger RNA, 2076 nt
Organism: Limulus polyphemus (Atlantic horseshoe crab)
Lineage: Eukaryota; Metazoa; Arthropoda; Merostomata; Xiphosura; Limulidae
Product: kinesin-like protein KIF17
Exons: 8
Coding region: 226-1575 (449 amino acids)
Biological process (GO): microtubule-based movement
Molecular function (GO): ATP binding; microtubule motor activity; microtubule binding
Source: RefSeq, a predicted model, not a curated record
UUAAACUUUAAAGCUGAACCCCGAAGGAAGCUUGAACUUGUUAGCAGAAAUGUGUUAUACUCAGAAAAUAUGAAGCUUUCUUACUUGAAGUCUAAAAUUUAAUAGCAUAAACUAGCCCUAAUGGCUGAAACAAACGUCGUGGUCAUAUUAAAAGCUUGAUGCUAAUUAAUCAGUGGUGUUAUUAGGUGUACAGUCAAUGGAAGAUACAUAGGAAAGUUUCUUGAAAUGGCUGCUGAAACCGUAAAAGUAAUCGUAAGAUGCCGUCCUAUGAACCAAAGAGAAAAAGAUUUAAAAUGCAAGAUCAUAUUAAAGAUGGAUUCCAGCUGUGGACAAUGUUCAAUCAUCAACCCAGCUGAUCAAAGUGCUCCACCGAAGGUCUUCACUUUUGAUGGAGCUUAUUAUAUGGAAUCCACGACUGAACAGUUAUAUAGUGACAUUGUCUUUCCCAUUGUUGAUAGUGUUACAGAGGGAUACAACGGAACUGUGUUUGCCUAUGGACAGACAGGUUGUGGCAAGUCUUUCACCAUGCAGGGAGUUACGAGUCCUCCAAUGCAGCGUGGUAUAAUUCCAAGAGCCUUUGAGCACAUCUUUGAGGCAAUAGAAACAACCGACAACACAAAGUACCUUGUUCACGCUUCGUUUCUGGAGAUUUACAAUGAAGAAAUUAGAGACUUGUUGGGAAAGGAUCACAAGAAAAAACUGGACCUCAAAGAACACCCAGAGAAAGGAGUUUAUGUCCCAGGACUUUCCCUUCACCCAGUACAUAAUGUACAAGAAUGUGAGUUAGUGAUGGAGCAAGGCUGGAAGAAUCGAUCAGUGGGGGCCACGUUGAUGAAUGCAGAUUCCUCUCGUAGUCACUCGAUCUUCACCAUUCAUUUGGAAAUGAUGGAGAUGGAUGUUGAAAGUGAUCAGAAGAUUCGUCAGGGGAAACUCAACUUAGUGGAUUUGGCAGGAAGUGAGCGACAAACUAAAACAGGAGCUACUGGUGAGAGAUUAAAGGAAGCUACCAAGAUCAACCUAUCUCUGUCUGCCUUGGGAAAUGUUAUUUCUGCAUUGGUAGAUGGCAAGUCCAAACACAUACCUUACAGAGAUUCAAAACUAACGAGGCUUCUCCAAGAUUCUCUCGGUGGAAAUACUAAAACCUUAAUGGUGGCUUGUCUCUCUCCUGCUGACAAUAACUACGAUGAAACUCUCAGUACACUGAGGUAUGCAAACAGGGCCAAAAGCAUAAAAAAUAAACCAAAGAUCAAUGAAGAUCCCAAAGAUGCUUUGUUAAGAGAAUAUCAAGAAGAAAUUCAGCGAUUAAAAGAACUUCUCAGUGGACAGCCUCCAUCUGAUGUGAUAGCUCUAAAAGAAGAAAUAGAAAAUGAGGAAAACAACCUGGCUGAACAACUUCGAAAGGAAUAUGAUAACAGAGUGAAAGAUCUUCAGGAUAAAUACAGACGAGAACAAGAAUCCAAAGCUAAACUCCAGGAUGAUGUCAAUCGUCUCAGAGCGUACUAUGAAGAGGAGCUUUCUAAAGUAAAGCAACAUCAACUAGCCGAACCUGCAGAAAGAGAGGGAGAUGUGGUAUGAGUUAGGUUGUUGUUGUUUGGAUAAACAUUUACAUUGGACUGAAGUUGUUAUCUUAAUAAUGGAAAGUGAUAUUAAUUGUUGGACUGAAAUUAUUAUCUUAAUAAUGUAAAGUAAUAUUAAUUGUUGGACUGAAGUUAUUAUCUUAAUAAUAUAAAGUGAUAUUAAUUGUUGGACUGAAGUUGUUAUCUUAAUAAUAUAAAGUGAUGUUAAUUGUUGGACUGAAGUUAUUAUCUUAAUAAUGUAAAGUAAUAUUAAUUGUUUGACUGAAGUUGUUAUCUUAAUAAUAUAAAGUGAUAUUAAUUGUUGGACUGAAGUUAUCAUCUUAAUAAUAUAAAGUGAUAUUAAUUGUUGGACUGAAGUUAUUAUCUUAAUAAUAUAAAGUGAUAUUAAUUGUUGGACUGCACAAAUUGUUUAGGUGAAAAGGGUGUCUUACAAUAAUAGGAUUGGUCCAAAACGUUGGUAAAAAAUUUAAUUUAAUACAAUUUAAAGCAUUAUGUUUCA